AAUUAAAACAAACAAAGAAUUAAGGGCACGCCACAAACAGUUGUUGCUGCGGUCAAUUACAGCAACAGACAGCGGCAACUACUUUAACGACAGCAGCAACAUUGCAACAACGCCAUUUUGACCAAUAUUAAUAAUGAAAAUGUUGCUGCUCUUGAAGCGACAACUGCCGCCAGCAGCAGCAGCAACUGCAGCAAGCUCAACAACAACAACAACAAGAACAGUGGCGAGAGCGCGAAGAAAACCAUUAGGAGCAGAGCCUCAGCUGAUGUUGUUCCUGCUGCUGCUGCUGCUGGGCAUUGCGUGUCACAGCAGCAGCGGCGCUGGCAUCAGCUACAGCAACAACAACAACUCGGCCAAUCGCAGCAUGUCAGCUGGCGGCAGCGGCGGCCUCGUACUGAUUGGCUCCAGCAGCGUUGCGAGCAGCAGCAUCGGAUCCACAGCUAAUGCGGCCACUGCCAGCGCUGUGCCCUCAUUAUCGCUCACUUCGUCAUCCUCGGCUGCGUCAUCGUACGCCACCUCGACUAGCAGCAGCAGCAGCAGCACCAGCACUAGCAGCAGCAGCAGCAGCGGCAGCGGCAGCGGCAGCAGCAGUAGUAGUUCAUCAUCGGCAAACCGAAGCAGUCGACUAACAAGCAACAGUAACAGCAACAACAACAACAUAAAUCAUGAUCAAUUACCCGCACAGCUCUCAUCGCGCAUCAUCCACACACGCAAUGGCGCCAUCUCGGGCGUAAUUGUCCAAUUAGAUGGGCGGCAUUUGGAUCCGGUUGAGGCGUAUCGCGGCAUACCCUACGCCUCGCCGCCCGUUGGAAAUUUACGUUUCAUGCCGCCCGUCUCGGCGGCCAUGUGGUCGGGUGUCAAAAAGGCGGACAGAUUCAGUCCCGUCUGUCCGCAGCGGCUGCCGGACAUACACAACGAGACCGCGGCGAUGGAGCGCAUGCCCAAGGGUCGCUUGGAGUAUCUAAAGCGCUUGCUGCCCUAUCUGCAAAAUCAAUCAGAGGAUUGUCUUUAUCUAAAUAUUUAUGUGCCCAUCCAAGUUGGCUCGCGGGACUCAACGAGCAGCAGCGGCAGCUCCUCUGGCGGUAGUUCUGGCAGCUCUUCCUCCUCUUCAUCAUCGUCAUCGUCAUCAUCGUCUUCUUCUUCCUCAUCGGGUGGCGGUGCAAGCAAGUAUCCGGUACUGGUGUUUGUCCACGGCGAAUCGUACGAGUGGAACAGCGGCAAUCCCUAUGACGGCUCGGUGCUGGCCAGCUACGGACAAAUAUUGGUGGUGACCAUAAAUUAUCGCCUCGGAGUGCUCGGAUUUUUAAAUGCCAACACGGAUCGCUAUUCUAAGCUGCCAGCAAAUUACGGCCUGAUGGACAUCAUUGCCGCCCUGCAUUGGCUAAAAGAGAAUAUUGCGGCAUUUGGCGGCGAUCCGAACAGCAUAACCCUAGCGGGACAUGGCACUGGUGCGGCCUGUGUGCACUUUCUGAUAUCAUCGAUGGCGGUACCGGAGGGUCUGCUCUUCAACCGGGCCAUGCUCAUGUCCGGCUCGGGCCUGGCACCGUGGUCUCUGGUCAGCAAUCCCGCCAAGUAUGCGGCCAUCGUGGCGCAUCACGUCAACUGCGCCUCGGACCUGCCGCACGCCCAUCUGAUGAAGUGCCUUCGCGAGAAGACGCUCGAGCAGCUACUCAGCGUGCCCAUACGACCGCCCGAGUUCGGUUUUGCCUUUGGCCCCAGCAUCGAUGGCGUCGUCAUCGAUGGUGGCGACUAUGUCCCACCCCCGCCCGGCUCACCGGCCGCUCAGGCACAGGCUCAGGCCUCAACGGCAGCUGGCAAUGGUCUGGGCGGAGAGGCGGGCAUCGCAGCUGCAGGAGGCUGGGGCACGCCCGGCCAACUGGAGAAUAUAGUAUUAAUGAGAAAAACAGCCAUUAACAAGUUGUCAAGAUACGACCUGAUGGCUGGCGUGACACGUGCCGAAUCCUUUUUCAGCUUCAAUUCCGGCGACGUGCAAUAUGGCAUCGAGGCGGAUCGGCGUUCCCGUAUUUUAAAGGCCUACGUACGGAACACGUACACAUUCCAUUUGAACGAGAUAUUCGCCACGAUUGUCAAUGAAUACACAGACUGGGAGAGGCCGGUGCAGCAUCCAAUUAAUAUCCGCGAUGAGACUUUGGAGGCCUUGAGUGAUGCUCAAGUUGUGGCUCCAGCGGCUCAAACUGUGGACCUGCACUCGGCAGAUCAUCGCAACUCGUACCUCUAUGUGUUCGACUACCAGACACGUUUCGGCGACUAUCCACAGCGCCAGGGCUGCAUUCAUGGCGAGGACUUACCCUACAUUUUUGGUGCACCGCUCGUCGGCGGUUUGAACCACUUCACUCGCAACUAUACGAAAACCGAAAUCAGUCUAUCGGAAAUCGUAAUGUUUUACUGGUCCAACUUUGUGCGCACUGGCAAUCCCAACGAACAAAUGGAAACCGAACAUGGCAGCCGGCAGGAACGCAGUCGCUACAAAACCAUCGAAUGGACGGCCUACGAGAGUGUGCACAAAAAGUAUCUGAAUUUCGACACCAAGCCAAAGCUGAAGAAUCAUUAUCGCGCUCAUCGGCUCUCCUUCUGGCUGAACCUCAUUCCCGAUCUGCACAAGCCGGGCGGCGACAAUGUGCCCGCUGCCCAUCACCAGCUGCACGACGACGACGAUGAGCUGGACAACAACAUUGCCAGCGAUGCCUCGGUGAAGCCCCUGAAUCCCUCGUACACGUCGAGGGGUGCGAAUGCCGCGGCCAUGGGCAACUAUACGAUAUUCACGAAUCAGGUCUUCUCGCUGCUGAAUCUCAGUUCGCCGUCGUCCUCGCUGCAGCGCAACGGGACGCGUUACGGCGGCGGCAAGAUCUAUCCGGACGACAUUCUGGAUGCGGAUCAUGCGGCGGGUGGGGCGGCCAGUGCUUCGCAGGAUAGCGAUGGCUUUGCAGCCUACUCAACGGCGCUGAGCGUGACCAUUGCGAUUGGCUGCUCUCUGCUGAUACUCAACGUGCUGAUCUUCGCGGGCGUCUACUAUCAGCGGGACAAGACGCGGCUGAGCGAGCCACGCAGCCAGACGAAGCUGAAGCGGCAGGAGAAUGGCCAAAUACCCAACAACAUCUGCGGCGACCUGGAGACCCUGACCAUCCAUGCAAAGAGCGAUCCGGCCACCAUACUGUCGCAUCAUCAUGCCAUGCAGCAUCAUCAGCUGCCGCCGCCGGAGUUCGCUGACAUUCCGCAUCGCGCGCCGCCGCCGCCGAAGCACAUGAAGUCGUCGCUGCAGGACGCCGGGCAGGUGGGCGGCGGCGGAGGCAUGAUGCCGCCGCCCCAUGCGCUGCAAGUGCUGGGCAACCAGUGCGGCACGCUGACCAAAAAGAGCUGCAUGAAGCAAACGCAGGCCACACAGCAGCAGCAGCAGCAACARCAGCAGCACUCACCCGCACAGCAGCAACACGUGGUAACGCAUCAGCAGCAUAUGCAGAAUCAUCAUAAUCAAAGCAUGACCACGGUGCUAACCACUGCCGGCGGCCUGAUACCCGUGCCCCAGCCACCCACAGUGCCCGUAAUUGUGGCAACCACAACGCAACAGCACGCACARCAGCAACAGUCGCAGCAGCAGCAGCAACAGCAGCAGCAGCAGCAACAACAACAGCAGCAACAACAACAUCCGCUGAUGGAUGAGCUGCGUGUGUGACAUUAAUUGACGGUGCGUUUCAAAUGUGAUCUCUAAGCCUAGAUCAUCUAAGCGCACAGUCCGAACGGCCGUUUCAAACUGAGUGUGUAUGAAUGUCUGUGUGUGUGUGUAUUUGUGUGUUUUUAUUUGUGUGUUUGUAUUUGUGUGUCUGUUGUGUUAGUUGACUCAACUGUGCUGCAUUCGCUAAUAGAGUUUGUUUAUGUUAGCUGCCUGCUGUGAAUGUUAAGCUGCAUAUGUUAAGUAGUUCAUUUUAACAUCAGUUUUAUUGUAUAUAAAAA
Molecule: messenger RNA, 3969 nt
Organism: Drosophila arizonae
Lineage: Eukaryota; Metazoa; Arthropoda; Insecta; Diptera; Drosophilidae
Gene: Nlg3
Product: Neuroligin 3
Source: RefSeq, a predicted model, not a curated record